Molecule: messenger RNA, 7761 nt
Organism: Solea solea (common sole)
Lineage: Eukaryota; Metazoa; Chordata; Actinopteri; Pleuronectiformes; Soleidae
Gene: slc8a3
Product: solute carrier family 8 member 3
Exons: 8
Coding region: 985-3765 (926 amino acids)
Biological process (GO): calcium ion import across plasma membrane; sodium ion transmembrane transport; cell communication
Cellular component (GO): postsynapse; axon; sarcolemma
Molecular function (GO): calcium:sodium antiporter activity
Source: RefSeq, a predicted model, not a curated record
ACACCUCUGCCAGCGCGUGAAGAGGCCUCAUAUUAAUAAUCAUUAUCUGAGGAUGACAAUCCUGAGAGAGAGAUGAAGAUCAGCAUCAUCUCCAGCGAUCACUGACAGCUGUGGAAGCAGGAGGAAAGAGACGGACAGGGUGCGCGGAUUGUGCGCAGUGGUCCAGCAGGAGGAGGAGAGCGCCGGUGUGCACAGCUGAGCGCGUUUUCUUAUGGAAGACACUCAUUUGUUUUAUUUACAGUCAACUGUUCGUGGAGACUAGAAGGGGCCCAAACACACACAACAGAAAUAGCAGCAGUGUCUUCAUCACAUCGACAUCAUGAUUUCCUGCGCUGUGGCAGCACCGAGCAGAGGAAGAGGAGGAGGAGGAGGAGGCGGAGGAGAGGAGCGCUGAUUCACGGCUUGAAGGAGGAGGGAGAGCCGUGGUGUGCGGACCAAAAUCUCUGAAGAUCCAUCUCCCAACAACCUUAAAAUACCGACUCCCUCCUCUGUUUCACUUACCACCACACCCCCGCUCACCACCACGCUCUCCUCCUCCUCCUCCUCCAUUCCUCCCUCCCUCCUUACUCGUCAUUGACAGCUUUGCGACCCGGUCAGUCCGUCAGACAGACGGGGAGGAUCUGGGUAGGAGGGCGCCAAAGCAGGAGAGGACGAGAGGCGAUCACCUUCUGGCCGGUUUGAUCCGAUCGCCAAUACGGAGCAGGCUGCAGGACCUGCGGCUCCAUACGAGGGGGCGAUUUCUGGACCGUUUGACUCCACGGAUCCACAGAACAGCGUAUCCCGAGACUCUGAUCCGAUCAAACAACAAUAAUUAUAUUAUUAUUUUUUAAAAAAAGGGGGCGGACAGGAGCAGGUUUCGCAGUGGCCGCACACAAACUCCCCGGAAUACAAAUCCAGGUGGUGAGUGGAGAAAAACCACAGCCCAGUGCUGGAUCCCAGAGGAACUGUCAGCGUGGUAAGGACCCUUGAGACGUAGAAGGGUGCAUGGAGGGUUCAAGGCCUGUAAAACCAGGGUCCUCAGCCUGCCUCUGGUUAGGGCUGGUGUCCGUGGCUGUAGCCUUCCUUUGUACUGAGGCCCGGACCACCCCGAGUCCUCUGCUAAGCCCCAGCAAUGGAACUUGUCAUGGUAACAACAAGUGUAAUAAAGGGAUCAUCCUGCCCAUAUGGUAUCCAGAGGAUCCCUCCAUGGGAGACAAGAUCGCACGGGUCAUUGUGUAUUUUGUGGCCAUGAUCUACAUGUUUCUUGGAGUGUCCAUAAUUGCUGACCGCUUCAUGGCAGCCAUUGAGGUCAUCACUUCCCAAGAGAGGGAAAUUGUCAUCAAAAGGCCUAAUGGGGAAACGACGACCACCACGAUCCGGGUGUGGAACGAUACGGUUUCCAACCUCACCCUCAUGGCUUUAGGCUCUUCUGCCCCUGAGAUAAUGCUCUCUGUAAUUGAGGUAUGUGGACAUGGAUUCAAAUCUGGAGAACUUGGGCCUGCCACAAUUGUUGGCAGCGCAGCCUUCAACAUGUUUGUCAUCAUUGGCCUCUGUGUGUCCGUCAUCCCGCAAGGUGAAGUACGUAAGGUCAAACAUCUCAGAGUGUUCUUUGUCACGGCAGGCUGGAGCAUCUUUGCUUACAUUUGGCUCUACAUGAUUCUGGCCGUGUUUUCUCCCAAUGUAGUCCAGGUCUGGGAGGGUCUACUCACCCUGGCCUUCUUCCCUCUAUGCGUAGUCCUUGCCUGGGUAGCAGACAGACGACUGCUCUUCUAUAGGUUUAUGCACAAGAAGUACCGCACUGACAAACACAGGGGAGUCAUCAUUGAGACAGAGACUGAACGCUCCAAGGGGAUUGAGAUGGACGGCAAGUUGGUCAACUCUCACUUCAUGGAUGGAGGUGCGGCAAGCAAUCUGAUUGGUUUAAUUGAGGGCAAAGAGGUAGAUGAGUCCCGGCGUGACAUGAUACGCAUCCUAAAAGAUUUAAAGCAGAAGCACCCAGAGAAAGACUUGGAUCAGCUGGUUGAGAUGGCCAACUACUAUGCUCUCUCACACCAGCAAAAGAGCAGGGCCUUCUACCGCAUCCAAGCAACACGCAUGAUGACAGGUGCUGGAAACAUCCUGAAGAAACAUGUCGCAGAACAGGCAAAGAAGAGUGUCAGUGUGCAGGAGGUGCGCAUAGAAGAGCCAGAAGAGUAUGUGUCUCGGAUAGUUUUUGAUCCUGCGGUCUACCAGUGCCUCGAGAACUGUGGUGCUGUCAUUCUGACCAUCACCAGAAAGGGUGGCGACAUCAACAAGACGAUCUCUGUGGAUUAUAAGACAGAAGACGGGUCGGCUAACGCUGGAGCUGACUAUGAGUUCACAGAGGGUACGGUUGUAUUCAAACCGGGAGAAAUGUUUAAAGAAAUAAGCAUUGGCAUCAUAGAUGACGACAUAUUUGAAGAGGAUGAGCACUUUUUUGUACGCCUCGGUAAUUUGCAAGUGCUGGAGACAGAAGAUGAGCUGCUGUCCCCCAACAGUCUCCCAUACCCAAAUGCCAUGUUGGGCUUCCCCACUGUGGCCACCGUGACCAUUCUGGAUGAUGAUCACUCAGGCAUCUUCACCUUUGAGAGCAACUUGGUGCACAUCAGUGAGAGCAUUGGUAUUAUGGAAAUGAAGGUGCUAAGGACUUCUGGAGCAAGAGGAACGGUCAUUGUGCCUUAUCGCACCAUGGAAGGACUUGCCAAAGGAGGAGGGGAAGACUUUGAAGACACCUACGGAGAGCUCGAGUUCAAGAAUGAUGAGACGUGCAAACUUAUUCGCGUGAAAGUUAUUGACGAUGAGGAAUAUGAGAAAAACAAGAACUUCUUCCUGGAGCUGGCCGAGCCUCGAAUGGUAGACAUGAGUCUGCAGAAAGCCCGGUUGUUAGCGGACGAUGUGCCAGACAGGAAGCUGACGUCAGACGAGGAGGAAGCCAAGCGGAUCGCGGAGAUGGGAAAACCGGUGCUGGGGGAACACUCCAAGCUGGAAGUUAUAAUUGAGGAAUCCUAUGAGUUUAAGAGCACAGUGGACAAACUGAUCAAGAAGACCAACCUGGCACUGGUGGUGGGAACCAACUCCUGGAGGGAGCAGUUCCUGGAGGCCAUCACAGUCAGUGCAGAAGAUGAGGAUGAAGAGGACACAGGGGAAGAGCGGCUGCCGUCUUGUUUCGACUACGUCAUGCACUUCCUCACCGUCUUCUGGAAGGUCCUGUUUGCUUGCGUUCCUCCCACAGAUUACAUGAACGGCUGGGCUUGCUUCACCAUCUCCAUCCUCAUCAUUGGCCUGCUCACGGCCGUCAUCGGCGACCUGGCGUCUCACUUUGGAUGCACCAUCGGCCUCAAAGACUCGGUCACAGCUGUGGUGUUUGUGGCACUCGGGACAUCUGUCCCAGACACGUUUGCCAGCAAGGUGUCAGCUGUCCAGGACACGUACGCCGAUGCCUCCAUUGGAAAUGUGACCGGCAGCAAUGCCGUCAAUGUCUUCCUGGGAAUCGGCGUGGCCUGGUCGGUGGCAGCCAUCUACUGGCACAUGAAAGGCAAGCCGUUCGUGGUGGAGGCCGGCUCCCUGGCCUUCUCUGUCACUCUCUUCACCAUCUUCGCCUUCCUGGCCGUUUCGGUGCUUCUUUACCGACGCCGCGCUCACAUCGGGGGAGAACUGGGCGGACCUCGGGGACACAGACUGGCCACGACAGCCUUCUUUUUCGGCCUCUGGUUUCUUUACAUCCUCUUCUCCAGUCUGGAGGCCUACUGUCAUAUAGAGGGCUUCUAAGCGGGAAGAGACUCGUGAAUGUGAGAACGUGAACUCACAGGGGUUUCAAGUACAACUUCAGAGGUAAAAGAGUGCACUCUCGCACUGUGGAAUUGGGUUUUUACUUGUAUUGUGUGGAAGGACAGGAGAGGUAAGCGUGGGAUUUUCCCAGACGCCUUCCUCCCUCUCCCCCUCUGUCUCUCCCUCAACCCCGUCUUUAAGGAUGCUUGGAGGUGUGAAUCCUGCCCUCUCGUGCCAACAGGCCUGUUCGACCUGGCGUAUCAGAGAGCUGUCCUGAGCCCGUGCGAGUGUGCUUACAGUUGGGAUUGGGAAACCACCAAAUCCAGAAGAUGCCAAUACCAAGAGGUAGUCCUGCAUUCCACUAGAAGAGACUGCAGUCUUAUACCCGGAGAGAGCCGAGUUAACCAGAGGUCUAUAUUUUUCUCAACAUCUGCCGAGAAUGACUUUUUUUAAAAAGUAUUUUGGGGAUAAAAAUGCAAAAAAUUUCAAUAAACAACAAACAAAAAAAAGAAACACACAUACACAAAAGAGAAUUCAAAAGAACUAUUUUCUGAUCUAUGUUAAGGAAUAGCAGAAGAAUAUAUCGUAAAUGGAAACGUGAUGUUGAGUGACAGUGGGGUGGAUUCAUAGUAUUUAUUUUUAUUUGCAUAGCUUCCUAAGGAGCACUGCACUGAGUCCUCAGAGGUCACACGAAGAAGAAGAAGACAGUGACAGUUCACACGGGCAGACGAAUCACCAUUCAGACAGACAGGAGGACGAGGUGGACACAGUGAACGUGGUCAAACUGCCCUGAACAUUACUCCCGUACUCUAUACUUAUCUAUAUAUAAUAUAUUUCCAUAUUUUCUGUAUAUUUUGAAUCUUUCUUUAAACGUGGUCACCUUCUGCUCUAACAUCAAAGGAUUUCUGUUGCUAAGCGUGAGGAGGGGGGCGGGGUCGGUGUCAAACUAUUCACUGGAACGAUGUCUUCACAUUUCUAAGAGUUAUGUAUCUUGCCUACAAGUAAACGUAUAACAUUGUAUUUUAUUUAGUCACGGAUAUCUGACUCGAAUUUUCACCUUUUCAAUCAGAACGCUAAAAAAAAAAGAAGAGAGAAAUUGUGUCGCUGCAGAGAUAAAAUUUCAGAGGUAUUUUUGUACUGUUCCAUCCAUGCACUUCGCUGUAUAGAACUAUUUAUGGAGACUUCUACUUGUACAUGUGCAAAAGGCCAAUAUUAUCAAGGAGUGAACAGAGUGCCUGUGCAGGGGGAAGCAUUUGCAGCUGCCCACACUAACCAGAUAAUCACUCCACUGAGAAACUGAAGAACCUCUCUCCAAAAUGGAGGACAGUAAAACUAUGAGGGAUAAUUUGCUAUAGUAGAACAAGUUCAAUAAGGGGUCACAACUUCAGAUUCACUUUUGUACAAUCAACUGUUCAAACCCCAAAGAUAGUCAGUGUUCAGUAAAAUAAAUAGGAAAUAUUUCAGUAUGAGGGACUAAAAGUCAUUGAUUGUGAUUAUCAUCUUCGUUUGCUGACUUUUCUUUUGUCAGUUGACAAAUUGUCGACAUCUGCCAUGUUAUAAUUAUAAACAAAGUGCAAAAUCCUGACGCCAUGAACUGCUCGUAGCUGUUCUAAUAUGAAAACUAUCAUAUGUUUUCCAUAAUGGGUUUUUAAGAAUAUACAACAGACUUACAGUGCUUAACAAAUGUAUUAGAUUCAAGAUAUUUAUUUGUCAUAUGCACAGUACACUGAGAAAUUAAAUUCUUACUUUUUCAACCUUUCCGCCACUCAAAUAAAAUGUACAAACUUAACGAACAUCGCAAACCCGUCUGCCACGGUCCUGUUGAGGAAUGCAAGUAAAUAACUAUAAUUUAAUAAUAAUUUAAUAAAGAAGACAUCUUAAUUAGGAAAUAUUAAUGUGCUUUAUUUAUUUUUUGUAAAAAAAAAAAGAAGUCAAUUUUAAAAUUCAUGGAUAAAAUUAAUAAUUCAUAAUAAUUUGAUUUUAGCAUAAAAAAAAAAACCUGGUUUAUUAACCAUUACAGAAACGUAAAACAUGCCAAUUACCAUUGCUGUUAACUUUACGUGGUGGUCUAAUAAAUUUGUUAAGCAAUUGUACAUAACAAUUAAUUUCGUAGCAAAAAGCUACAGCUACUAGAAAUAUAACUAGCCCUUGUGUUAGCUUAGGCUGCAUCGUAGCAUGUUUCUUCCAUAUCCAUGAUAAACACGACUAAGAACAGGAAUAUAGAAUAAACAACGUCUCAUUUCUGAUUUUAUUACUCUCACUUUCUCGAGAAAUUGAGCUAAAACAAUAACAGUUUUAGCACUUUAGCUCUAUCUGUGAAGUUGCUAAUCGUUGUUAGCUAAUUCAUGCUAACAUCAGAAGCUAAGUUAAUACGAACACCAGUUAGCCCUGUUUGCAAACUUUUAAUGCUAUUUUUCUGGCCACCUCAUCAAAUUUGAGUCUUUGUAAACCAUUGUUAAAUUUAGUUAAGUGUUAGCAAAAAAAUAAUAAUAAUGACAUAGUAGUUGGCAAAAUGUGAGAGUGAAUGCAGAAUUGGCUAAUAAUUCUCAUGGAGGAGCUACCUCUUUCGUGGAAAAUCAGGCUGAUUUGACCUUCAGAGUUGUUGUUUUUCUUAUAAUUUGUAAUCUGCUCCAGUUUGGAUUAAGACUCUUCAGCGAGGAGCAGUGUUGAUGGAUGGCGUGAGUAUCGGAGCAACAGGAAGCUGCAAGUUGAAUUUAAUUGACUGUUUCAUUGCUGUUUAACACACAUGGCCGGUGCUUUGAUUUUAAAAUGACAAUACAACAACAAAAAUCUUUGCAUAUUAUCUUAUGAUCUUAAAAUAAAAUAAAAAAAACACAAUAUUCCAUCAUGAUGGAUGAAUGCAAUAAAGAUACUCAAGGUGAUAUUUCACAUCAUUUCAAAGUAAAAGUGCUUGUUUUGAUAUGGAAGGAUGUACACUUCACAAUAAAAGCACGUCUUUUAAUAUCAAAAACAGAAAUACAUCACAAAUUAAGUCAAUAAUAACGCUCACUGCUGUAAUUGUUUAAAGGGAGAGGACUUUGCGUGGCCAUGAUAUUGAGUGGUGGGCCCCAUGUUUGACACCUCCGGUCUAAAACAUGCAGGGCCAGGUAUUAGGUAUAUGUUAUAUAAUCUAUAUAGUCUGUUAUUUUGCUCAUUUAAAAGUCAUCCACGUACCAAAGAGGGAUGCAACAUCUGUUUAAAAACAACAAACAUAACACAAAAAGUGUCAGUGGCAGUGACAUUAUUUUUCCACAAGGGGGAUGUCAUUCUCCAGUCCCUGUGGUCGUCCCUGCUACUACUUCUUUAUGAGCACUCUUCCUCUUCCUCCUCAUCCUCUUCCUUCUCCGUGUUCUUCCAUUGUGGUGAGCAGUGAUGUAAAUACGUCUUGUGGCUGAAUCGGAUGCUCUUUUCCUGGCCCAGGACCACACCUGCUCCCUUUACGCUCCCUCUCUUUAUCUCUCUUAUACACUGUAUAAACACACACACACACACACAUACAGACAGUGAGACCCCUGUCCCAUUCAGAGGCAACACAAACUUGACCACGUUAUGUACAUAAUUAUUGUUUUCAGACACAGUAUAGACUGAGGGAAUUAAUGCAUCAACACAACUCUAGCUACAGUCACUUCAUCUAAGCCAGUGAAAUUUUACCUUAUUUAUUUAAGAGAUUUUCCUCACCAAGUCACCCUCUUGUUUAUUUUUAUUUUUUUUAAAUAUCAAAAACAUUUUGACUCUUUAAGUGACAAGUCAAGUGCGUGUUCUUCAUUUUUAUCUUUGCCUAUAGUGGCUUUUACUCGUAUGGUUUAUUUAUUUGGUUGUACUGUUGUCAGGACGUGUUUUGAAGCACUGAACGUGUGUGUGUGUGUGUGUGUGUGUGUGUGCUAAUGUGCAUGUUUACCCGCCCCCCAAUUCGCACUCAUGUGUGCACCAGGUGCUGCUGUUGUUGCUGCUGAUGGUCUCCACAAAGGCACGACUCUUGACAUUCUGUCUUAAAAU